Molecule: messenger RNA, 950 nt
Organism: Chenopodium quinoa (quinoa)
Lineage: Eukaryota; Viridiplantae; Streptophyta; Magnoliopsida; Caryophyllales; Amaranthaceae
Exons: 3
Coding region: 55-600 (181 amino acids)
Source: RefSeq, a predicted model, not a curated record
GGUGUUAAAAGUUACAAAAAAGGAGAAAUUCAGAACUGUUGUGGUUGUGUUUUGAUGUUGGAGAUUAUUUACUUUCAUAGGUUGAAAUUUAGGAAUGUUGAAUUAAGUACUUCUUUAAUUCAACAUUGGGAUGAUGAGUUGAUUAGGGAUAGAAUUAAGAAGGAAAAAUUGUCCAAAAGUUUUGGGUGUGGGAUUUUACUGUCUGAUGUGUAUCCUGUUAGUGGUAAAAUGAAGUUUCUGGAUGGACAUGUUGUGGGUAUUGCAGGGGGAAGUAUGGGGAAUGCUGGGGGGAGUGAUAAUGUUGUGAGGAAUGUCGGGAGGAGUGGUGAUGUGCCUGAUUCCCAGGGUACAAUACAGUUCAUUCUCCCAGCAGGUUCGAUGUCAGAUCAAGAGAUCCAUUCGGCUGCUAUUGAUCCCGUUCAUGAGCAAUUUUUGUUCAUGAAAAGAGAUAUGCAUGUGAUCUCUUCUUUUUACAAUGAUAAGAUAAAAGAGAUUCUUCUUUCACGUGGUGAGGCCAACAACUCUUUUGGCUCUUCUGGUAUUACUUUGUCCCAGGAUGAUUCGUUUUUUUAUGGAUCCUCGAGUUCAAUCUGUGAUUGACGAGAUCUCUGAACUUGCUAUUUGGGUGACAAAAUUACCUGAGGUGUUGGGUCAAAUUUCUACAUUUGACCACAACAAAACAAAUGGAGGGAGGGAGGCAAUUAGAGGCACUAUCCCUGUGAUUGGCUUUGAAAAUAUUCUUGCAAAUGGAGGGUCCAGGUGUUCGUUUUCUUUGGAUUGGAAAUCUGAUGAAAAGCUUAUAUUCAUUUCACACUUUUUGAAGUCAAAUAACAAGGAAAUGAAACUAUUGGAUCCAUUAGUCCUAGAGAUUGUUGACUAUUGCAUUAUCAAUGAUUCUUGUUUGGCUCCUAAUGAACUGUUGGUAUUUUUUCACCAAAAGCAUUUGAUUC